AGCCGCCGUGAUGACCCAGAACACAGCUGUGCGGAGCCGGUUCCGUUCAUAAGACGUGAGCGCGUCACCACGAGCCGAGCAGCUUUCAGCACACACACUGUGCGCGCUCCUCAGCUCAGCGCCUCUCCUUGCUCCUCGUGCGCAGAUCAACACCAGCAGGUGCCCACUCUGGUCAGAGAAAACUUUUUCACUGCAGGUAAUUCAAUCCUCAUCCAGAAGAUCUUUAAAUAUCUCCUUUGAGAACCUCCCAGCKGCCACGUGCUGUAAGGUGAGACCUCUGCAGCCUGAGCACCGAGCAGCACCACACUCAGGACGGAGUCCAUCGAACUGCACCACACUCACAAGAUUGAGUUUGUCGAACGGCACCACACUCAGAGGACUAAGUCCAUCAAGCGGCACCACUUAGAGGACUGAGUCCAACAAAAGAAACCACACUCGGAAGACUGACCAGUCCUUCAAAAGGAACCAUUCAGAGGACUGAGUCCUUGAACGGCACCACUCAGAGGACUGACCAGUCCUUCAAAAGGAACCACUCAGAGGACUAAGUCCAACGAAAGGAAUUACACUCAGAGGACUGACCAGUCCAUCAAAAGGCACCACUAAUCAGCCUGAGCUUCAGUCUGGAUUCUUCAGAGUGUCUACAGUCUUCUCAGCUUUGAAAGGCUGUUAACCGUUGACUGGAGGGGGUUCUGCUGGUGCUCCUCAAGCCUGCUGUUUUCCUUUCUUCUCAGUUUUGGACCAGUAUGCCUUUUCUCCUCCCUGCCUACCAUUAGGACCUUUCAGUGAAUGGAGAACAUACUGAUUCUGCUCCCGAAGCACCGACAGGAACACGGGCUUUGCAGAAGCACAGCUGCAUGUGCCUUGUUAGGCGUGUCCCCCAAGUGUUUUUCUUUCUGUCUUUGGUAUCGACCCACACUCCCUGUUGACCUCUUUCAUGGGAUAAACUGAUUUGGCUGAUCAGGUCCAAAACCAGUUCAGGUGGUCAGUUCUUUUCUGACUCCCUGAAAACCAUCAGGCCAAGGUCCGAAGACUUUUUUUCUAGUGCACUGUCUCUCAAAGGCCUCCGCAUGGUACUUUGGUCGAAAGAACAAGACAAACUCCCCGACAUCGACAUGUCCUCAGGGGACAUUGAGAUGCUGAAGAAAGAUGGGGGGCCACUGACCCCAGCAUUCCUCAAUUCCAACUGCUCUGUCCAUCCAGUGAUUCUCACCAGAGGUCCUGAAGAAGUGAACCCAGAGACCGGAGGGGAGUUCGAGCUCACUGAGGUCACAUCUUUCACAGAGAGGGCCACUGAGACUGGGGAUGAUGAGGAGAGGUCAGAGAUUGUGGUUGUGAUGGACUGUCUGGCCAAUGCCAAAGGUCAGCGUGAGGAGGACGCUCUGUUGGAGAAUGCAAGUCAGAGCAACGAGAGUGACGAAAACAGCAUCAACCAGAGCCCAGAACCACCAGUGCCCCUCAAGGAGACCGCCUUUUCCAUUGGUCUGCAGGUGGUUUUCCCCUUCCUGCUGGCUGGGUUUGGGACAGUAGCAGCUGGAAUGGUGCUGGACAUUGUCCAGCACUGGACGGUGUUCACAGAGAUAUCAGAGGUCUUCAUCUUGGUUCCUGCUCUGCUGGGACUCAAAGGGAACUUGGAGAUGACACUGGCUUCCAGACUUUCCACAGCGGCCAAUAUUGGUCAGAUGGACACAGCCAAGGACAUGUGGAAAAUGAUCAUGGGGAACUUGGCUCUCAUCCAGGUUCAGGCCACUGUUGUGGGCUUCCUGGCCUCCAUAGCUGCUGUCAUCUUUGGCUGGCUUCCAGAGGGGCAGUUCAGACUGGGCCAUGCAGUGUUGCUAUGUGCCUCCAGUGUGGCCACCGCCUUCAUCGCAUCUCUGCUGCUUGGUAUCAUUAUGAUCGGCGUCAUCGUCGCGUCCAGAAAAGUUGGCAUCAACCCAGACAAUGUUGCCACACCCAUUGCUGCUAGCCUUGGAGACCUGAUCACCCUGUCCCUUUUGGCCGGCAUCUCAACAGGACUCUACAAGGAGCUAGAGUAUAACGACUUUGCCAACCCACUGGUGUGUGCCGUGUUCGUGGCCAUGUGCCCCCUGUGGGUGCUGAUUGCCAGGAAGAUCCCCUCUACCAGAGAUGUCCUGUACUCUGGCUGGGAGCCGGUCAUCAUCGCCAUGGCUAUCAGCAGUGUUGGAGGUCUGAUCCUCGACAAGACCGUCACCAACCCAAACUUUGCCGGCAUGGCUGUCUUCACUCCUGUCAUCAAUGGUGUGGGAGGAAACCUGGUGGCAGUCCAGGCCAGUCGGAUCUCCACCUACCUCCACAUGAAUGGUCUGCCCAUGGGGGAUCCCAACCCUGCUCCCAGGAAGUGUCCAACCCCCUGCUCUUCUUUUUUUGGCUCCACUGUGAACUCUCGUUCUGCCCGUGUGCUCUUCCUCCUGGUUGCCCCGGGUCACCUCAUUUUCCUCUACACCAUCAACUCCUUAAGGGGGGGCCACACCACCCUGACACCCAUCUUCAUCACCUUCUACCUGGUGGCUGCACUGCUGCAGGUCAUGAUUCUCCUGUACCUGUCAGACUGGAUGGUUAACUGGAUGUGGGGUCGAGGAAUGGACCCUGAUAAUUUCUCCAUCCCGUACCUGACUGCUCUGGGUGACCUCCUGGGGACCGGCUUUCUUGCCCUCUGCUUUCACAUGCGCUGGUUCAUUGGGGACAGAGAUACAAAUGUGGGCAACUAAAGUUAUGCACAAAGACAAAACUAGAAAGGAAUGCAUCCUGUAAGGUAACGAAGCACAUCACCUGUGUGCCUGACAACUAUGGGACAGUGGACAUCUACAGUAGAAGGGCUAGUUUCUUGUAAAACUCUGAAUGAUGCAAUUUUAGCAUAAAGUUAUUUGUUUUUU
Austrofundulus limnaeus is the source of this 2891-nucleotide messenger RNA. RefSeq names its product solute carrier family 41 member 1 (gene slc41a1). NCBI's taxonomy places the organism in Eukaryota, Metazoa, Chordata, Actinopteri, Cyprinodontiformes, Rivulidae. Gene Ontology annotation, biological process: monoatomic cation transport. The transcript has 11 exons. Bases 1068 to 2726 code for a protein of 552 amino acids. The record is from RefSeq and is a predicted model, not a curated record. Gene Ontology annotation, cellular component: plasma membrane. Gene Ontology annotation, molecular function: monoatomic cation transmembrane transporter activity.